This is a messenger RNA of Salvelinus namaycush (lake trout), 2279 nucleotides long. Its product is annotated as epididymis-specific alpha-mannosidase-like. The record is from RefSeq and is a predicted model, not a curated record. Gene Ontology annotation, biological process: mannose metabolic process. Gene Ontology annotation, molecular function: alpha-mannosidase activity; carbohydrate binding. Lineage: Eukaryota; Metazoa; Chordata; Actinopteri; Salmoniformes; Salmonidae. Bases 1 to 2115 code for a protein of 704 amino acids. Gene Ontology annotation, cellular component: lysosome. The transcript is spliced from 13 exons.
AUGGUGACAGGUGUGCGCCAUAAUGAGCAGCCUGGUAACCUUGAGGCCAUCCUGCUACCCUGUCCUGGAUCCCCCACUCUACUGCUUCCUUGGAUUCCUCUCCGGACCUGCUCACCCAGCCCCAACUCCCCUCGCUCCAGCCUCAGCACCUGGCUCCCUGGGAUAGCCAGGAGAGCUAGUUCCCAGCUGCAUGCUGCAGAGACUCUGUUCACUCGGUACCGGGUCAGCUACCCAGAUGGACCGGUCCCUAAAGAAGAGGCCCUGCAGAAGCUGAAGGCCCUCCGCUGGGCUGUCUCUGAGGUGCAGCACCAUGAUGGGAUCACGGGGACAGAGUCUCCCAACGUGUCUGACAUGUACAUAGAGCACCUGACCCAGGCUAUGAUGGGAGUAGAGGAACUUCUGGCUGCCCUCUUCCUCCUGCCCCAGGCCCUGGGCCCCGCUAGCAACUCUGAAGCCUUCAAUAGACAAGACUCUCAUAGCAAGGGCUCCCAUCAGGACCUGGAGCAGCACAUCAUUGUGUACAACCCCCUGGCAUGGAACACCACCGCCAUCAUCAAUGUCACGGUAACCUUCCCCAUGGCAACCGUGUUCGACGACCAAGGACAGGCCAUACCUGCACAGACUCAGAGUUCAGCUGACUCCAACACGACCUAUGACCUCUUCAUUGUGGUGGACCUUGGGGGUCUCCAACACAGGAAGUACCUCAUCAAGUUCUCAGAGAAGCCGGGUAAAGAGGGAUCCUUGACCCACCAUGCCUGGGUUGUGUCGUUCAAGAGACUAAAUGUUUCACAGGAGUUGAAGACAGGAAGGAGACUCUUACCGGUUCUGAAUGAGUGUUAUAAGAUCAUGCUGGACCAGGAUACUAAUCUACUGCAUAGCAUCACCGACAGGCAUGAGAAGAGGACGGUGAGAAUGACUCAGGAUUUCUGGGAGUAUCAGGUCAAUGGGAACGUCAGCGCAGGGCCCAUCUCUGACAACUACAUCUUCAGUGCUAACGACUCGGCAGUGAGGGCGUACAAGGCCGUCAAGAUGGAGAUUGUCCCUGGGAAGAUCAUCACUGAGAUCAGACAGUACUUCUACAGGGAGGAAGCAGAUGAGGACUACACCUACUCUGUCACCACCAGAGUACCACAGAGUUUCCCUAGCGGCAGGCUGUGUUACAGGCUGGAGCAGAGCUACUCGCUGGGCCCCCUGCUGGUCAACACCGAGGCUGUCCUCAGGACCAAGACCAGCCUGAAGAACAACAGGACUCUGUUCACUGACGACAACGGGUACCAGAUGAUGAAGAGGCCUUCCAGGACGUUCCUCAAUGAUACUGUUGCCAGAAACUACUACCCCAUGGUUCGAAUGGCCUACAUUGAAGAUGACUCUAGCAGACUGGUCCUCCUCAGUGAGAGAGCUCACGGGGCAUCCAGCCAGAGUGAGGGAGAGCUGGAGGUGAUGCUCCACCGACGCCUGUGGAACAACCAGGAGUGGACUCUGGGUUAUAACCUGACCCUGAACGACAGCUCUUUGGUGAGGCCUGUCCUGUGGAUGACACUGGGCUCCCUGGCUGCUACCUCCUCUCUCUACCAGAGGGAGGCGCUAGAGCUGCAGCACAGACCUGUGGUCAUGCCCAUCGACAGGCCACAGAAAGCCUGGAAGAAGGAGCCUCGGACCGGAUCUCCGAUUCGCCCCGUGGUCCUGCCUGACAACCUCCACCUGCUGACGCUUAGUGUCCCGGGCUGGUUCUACAGCUCCAACCACACCCUGCACCUCCGCAACAUGGAGACCGGUACCCCUGGGUCCACACAGCCGGACUACGAUCGUGUCCUACUGAGGAUCAUGCAUCUGUAUGAGAGGGGGGAAGACCCGGUUCUGUCUCUGCCGUCUACCAUUAACAUGAAGGAAGUGCUGCGGGGCAUGGGGGAAGUGAGAGCGUUGGAGGAGCGCUCUCUCACAGGAACCUGGGAUAUCGCCGACCUCCAGAGGUGGAAGUGGAAGGCUUCAGAAGACCCAGGGAGGGCUGAGAGUGUUGGGGUCAAGAGGUCAAGUGUUGGUGUGAGAGGAGAGUUCAACGUGACCAUAUCACCCAAAGAAAUCAGGACCUUCUUUGUUUACUUCAAGCUCAAGUAGAAAGUUCGUUCCCCUUCAGUCUUCUGUGAAGAUGGAUAACUAAUCUGAAGAGAGGCCUUCUGACAUGUAGAACAUGGGAUUAAACAUUCUGUCAUGUACAUUCUCUAAUGUAACACGUGACAUUGUAUGACCAGGAUGUGGAUUAUUUUGACGUGCCGGUCUAC